ACCUUCACUCCCUCCUCACUUUUACCUAAAAGGCUAAAACCCAUCUCCCAAAAUCUGCCCAAAAUCAAACUCCACCACCACCACCACCAAAAUGAGUGUGCCUCCAGAAACCUUUACCCUCCUUCCCCUUUUCCACCCGGAAACCAAAACCCCGACCUAUUUUCAGUGAAUGUAGAGCAAAAAUCAGAGAAUCAAACACAAACCUUUCAUCUUACGAUUCUCACCUCACUUUUACCCAGAACCCAUCUGCAAGAACACAUCCCCCCCCCCCCCCCCCCCCCAAAAAAAAAAAAAUCCUCCAAAAUCACCCAUGAUUUGAUACAUCAACACCCUCCAAAUGGGUAUACCCUCAAAGCCCUUUACUCUCCUCUCUCUUCUCCUCCUCUUCUCUUCCAAUCUUGAGCUCAUCCCACUGUCUGAAUCUGCAACUGAUUACACCACUCUGGUUUACAAGGGCUGCGCCACACAGGCCUUGUCAGAUCCAACUGGGGUUUACUCUCAAGCCCUCUCAGCCCUCUUUGGGUCUCUGAUUUCUCAGUCAUCCAAGGCCAAAUUCUUCCAAACCACCACUGGAACUGGCAAGACCACCAUUUCUGGCCUAUUCCAGUGCAGGGGUGACCUAAGCAAUGUUGAUUGCUACAACUGUGUAAGUAAUCUCCCUAUACUCAUUGAUAAGCUAUGUGGGACCCCCAUUGCUGCAAGAAUGCAGCUCUUGGGUUGCUACAUGCUGUAUGAGAUUUCUGGGUUCACUCAAGUCUCUGGCUUGGAUAUGCUUUAUAAGGUCUGUAGUGGGAAAAACAGUCCUGGAAGUGGGUUUGAAGAGAAAAGGGACACUGCUUUGUCACAACUGGAGAAUGGGAUGGGUAGUGCUAGUAAUGGGUUUUAUGCAACAAGCUAUGGAAAUGUUUAUGCUUUGGGGCAAUGUGAGGGUGAUUUGGGAAGUUCAGAUUGUGGGGAUUGUGUGACUAGUGCUGUUCAGAGGUCUCAGGUUGAAUGUGGGAGCGCUAAUUCUGGCCAGGUUUAUCUUAGUAAGUGUUUUGUUACCUAUAGUUACUACCCAAAUGGGGUACCAAGCAGUUCAUCAUCGUCUGGUUCGGGUUCAUCAUCGUCCGGUUCGGGUUCUUCAUCAUCAUCAUCAUCCGGUUCGGGUUCUUCGUCUUCGUCGUCGUCAUCCGGUUCGGACUCAUCAUCACCUUCGUCGGCAUCUGAGUCAUCAUCUGGUUUUUCAUCUUCUCCAUCAGGUAAAAAUACACAAGAGACAGCGGCUAUUAUAAUAGGAGGUGCAGUUGGAGUGGGGUUUCUGGUCAUUUUCUUGAUGAUGGUAAAAAAUGCAAUGAAGAAGGGCAAACAUGAUGAUUAUUGAAUGUAGAAGAUGGGAUUGAAGAACCAAAGAUCUUUUUGAGACGGGUCUUGUUUUCCCUUUCUAUUUUCUCCUUCCAAAUUGUAGGUAGAGGAGCAAGGAGGGGAAAAUGGGGAAAUUUUGUUUUAGGUAAGAAAUAUUUGUGACAAAAGGGGAAAGAACUGAAGUGGCAUGAAAGUAAGAAUAUGUGACAAAGUUUUGAAAGAAGGAUAGGUGAAUUGCCCUUUGCCAGGAUGGAUGACUCAGAUUGUGCUCUACAUCCCUGUGGUGCACACAGGGACCCUGGUAUGGGGGAGGAAGAGCUUCAUGAUUAUUUUGGUCCCUUUUUUCCUCAUUUCCAUGUGGUUGUAUGUCUCUUUUUCCCUCUUUUCCGCAAUUAUGCUUCCUUGUUUUCUUGCCUACUUUUAUGCCUUUUCAAAAAGCACUCUCUUUCUCUUAAAGUUGGUAAUGAGUCUUGGAAGACAAUUUAGCCCUAAA
Rhododendron vialii is the source of this 1837-nucleotide messenger RNA. RefSeq names its product plasmodesmata-located protein 2-like. The transcript is spliced from 3 exons. The record is from RefSeq and is a predicted model, not a curated record. Gene Ontology annotation, cellular component: plasmodesma. Lineage: Eukaryota; Viridiplantae; Streptophyta; Magnoliopsida; Ericales; Ericaceae. Gene Ontology annotation, biological process: plasmodesmata-mediated intercellular transport; transport of virus in multicellular host. Bases 338 to 1363 code for a protein of 341 amino acids.